This is a messenger RNA of Tuber melanosporum (Perigord truffle), 1078 nucleotides long. RefSeq lists its product as uncharacterized. Gene Ontology annotation, molecular function: 3'-5' exonuclease activity; nucleic acid binding. NCBI's taxonomy places the organism in Eukaryota, Fungi, Ascomycota, Pezizomycetes, Pezizales, Tuberaceae. The record is from RefSeq and is a predicted model, not a curated record. Bases 42 to 803 code for a protein of 253 amino acids. The transcript is spliced from 2 exons. Gene Ontology annotation, biological process: nucleobase-containing compound metabolic process.
GUUAACUUCAAUAGGGUUCCUAUCAAAGAUCAGUUCAAAAAAUGGCAGUCCCGCAAUAUACCCUCAUAGAAACUCUCCCUGCCCUGGCAGCCAUGCUCAGUAGCAUCUCAGAUCUGCCCAACCACCCCCCACCUCUUUACCUGGACCUCGAAGGCGAAAGACUCGGCCGUCAUGGAACCAUAGCUAUCAUACAGAUACACGUCCUGCCUCAAAACCACACCUACCUUCUCGACAUCACAACUCUCGGACGGGAAGCUUUUACAUUCCGGGAAAACCUCCAAGCGAAAAAUCUCAAGACGAUCCUUGAGUCACCAUCCAUCACCAAGUGCCUCUUUGACGUGCGUAACGAUGCGGACGCUCUGUUCAACCUGUACGACAUCUCCCUUCGAGGCGUGCAAGACAUCCAAGUGAUGAAUUACGCUGCGAGAGAAGUCCGCAACGGCGUGCGCGGGAGAGGGCCCCGCGUUAUGGGGCUUGCGAAGUCCAUUGCUGCGGAUUGUGGACUUAACAGGGCUGCUUUGGCAGAGUUUGAGAGGAAGAAGGAGGAGGGAGGGAUGAUUUUCAAUCCGCAAUUCGGCGGGAGCUACGCGGUGUUUGCCGAAAGGCCUUUAAGGCAGGAUGUGUUGGAGUACUGUGUGGGGGAUGUGGUCCAUUUGCCAACUUUAUGGCGGAAGUAUCAUGACAUACUGGGGGGUCGUGGUUGGCUCAGGAGUAAAGUUCAGAGUGCAACUUUAGGGAGACUAGAAGAUGCAAAGGGGACAAGUGUACUUAGUGGCCGUCAGAAGGCUUUUGGGCCUUGGUAGGGAUAUUUGAGUGGCAAUAUGGUAUAUGUAUUAGCGGGGGUCUAGAGCCACGGGCUGUGCCAACAUUUGCUGCACAAAAUAUAUGUCGCCACUCCGUUUUUAUGAACUCAUCACUGGGCCGUUAUAAGGUGAAGAGCUUUCUUCUCUACUGCUCUGCGCUUAUAAUUCAACAUGUUUAUCGUCUCCAAGCUUUGUCGGAAAACUCUCCGUAUGGUAGAGCUGAUGGAAGAAGCAGGACAUUGUCACUCCCGGCUAUCUACCAAGGGCUUCGGUUU